AUGGAUAUAAAUAAGUAUUAUGUUAUUGAUGGUUUUGUUGGUGAGGUGGUUGACUCUGUGGCAAGAACAUGUAGUUGUCUUGUUUGGCCAGCUGACGAAUUUCCAUGUCCACACGCCAUUGUAUCGAUUUGGAAGAGAAAUCUUGAUCCAGCAUAUUUUACUUCCUACUAUUACACCAACAAUGCAUUCAAAGCAACAUAUGAUGCUGUAAUCUAUCCUCUUGGUAAUAGAUCACAGUGGCAAAUUUCAGAGGGCAUUGAGGAGGAGGUUGUUCUUCCUCCUGAGUUUAAAUGUGGUGCUGGGAGGCCAAGGAAACAAAGGAUUCUUUCUAGUAGAGAAUGA
Messenger RNA from Morus notabilis, 342 nucleotides. RefSeq lists its product as uncharacterized. The record is from RefSeq and is a predicted model, not a curated record. Gene Ontology annotation, molecular function: zinc ion binding. The transcript has a single exon. The coding region runs from base 1 to 342 and encodes 113 amino acids. NCBI's taxonomy places the organism in Eukaryota, Viridiplantae, Streptophyta, Magnoliopsida, Rosales, Moraceae.